Messenger RNA from Hyposmocoma kahamanoa, 1673 nucleotides. RefSeq names its product serine/threonine-protein phosphatase 4 regulatory subunit 2 (gene PPP4R2r). Lineage: Eukaryota; Metazoa; Arthropoda; Insecta; Lepidoptera; Cosmopterigidae. The transcript has a single exon. The record is from RefSeq and is a predicted model, not a curated record. Gene Ontology annotation, molecular function: protein phosphatase regulator activity. Gene Ontology annotation, biological process: protein dephosphorylation. The coding region runs from base 86 to 1597 and encodes 503 amino acids. Gene Ontology annotation, cellular component: nucleus; cytoplasm; protein phosphatase 4 complex.
UCUGUCUGUUUCUGUUUGGUGGCCGACCUUACGAAUAGUUUAUUAUUAUUACUGACUGUGACUUUGUGGUUUAUAAUAAUUCGAAAUGGAAAAUGCCGAAGAAAUUUACCACUUUCUAGAAGACUUCUCAAAGCGAAAACCUAAGGUAAUUCCUCAGGAGCUCAAUGACUACUUGGCGUACGUUGCACGAACCGGUGACCCCGUCUACCAGUGGUCCCUUGUCAAGAGCUUGUUCAAAGAAAAGCUUCUCAAUGUGAUCACGGAUUUCCAUGAAACCACUCCAGGUAUCGAAAUUCCGCCUUACCCCAACGUAGAUCCGUUUAAUUACGAUACUAUGAAGAAUAGUUUGUUGGAGCGCCUCGACACGUUUACGUCGGCUCCUUUCACUGUACAAAGGAUCUGCGAACUUCUCACCUUCCCGCGUAAGCAAUAUAACAGAAUUGAUAAAUUCAUGCGUGCUAUAGAAAAGAACAUACUAGUCGUAAGCACUAGAGAGCCCGGCGUUCAGCGACAACCUGAACCAGAAAAUGGUGAGGCUGGGGAGCCAAUAGUCAAUGGUACCGACAACAACUCCGAGUACAAUGUAGACGUUGAAAUGGAAGAUAUGUCCUGGAAGGAGAUUGCUGAACAGCAACAGAAAAAUGCAGAACCACAACCCAGCUCUUCGGAUACUCAUAUAUCGGUGGAUGACUUAGAAACCCGAUUGCAGAGCAAACAAGAUGUGCCAAUGGAUACUCAGGAGAAGACAACUACUCCAUAUGAAUCUGUAACACCCCCAGAAUUAAAUGUAACUGAUGAGUUAGAAACGAAACCAAUUGAUCCUAUCCCUGAUAUUGUAAAUGUGACUGAUCCCCUAUUGCAAGUAACUGAGAAAACUGAAACAAUGGCAGCUGACACAACACAACCUCCACCUGAAUCUAAAGAAGAUGUCGAAAUGAAAACUGAGGAGCCAGCAAAAGAACCCUUGGUAAUUCCAGAAAUUAAAGUAGAUGAUGCUGAAAUGACAGAACAAAGGCUCAAUGAGGAAUCAAAACAAGUUGAUAAACUCCAAGAGGCAGAAAAUAUAUCAGAACCAAAGGUUUCUAAUACUGAGGUUAAAAUAACUGAAGAUGUUCAACAAGCCAACAUUGAUGAUAGCAGCUCAGAUUCUGUUAUUAAAGAAGAAGCUGAACCUAAAGUUAUAUCAGAAGUAUCAACAUCAAGUGAAGAAAGUUCCUCAUCUAGCGAAAACACAGAUGGCAAUAGUAAUUCACCAAAAGUUGACAGUGAUGCACAUAUAGAUGUCCAAGAGGAAUCUAGUUCUGAUACAAAUCAGUCUGAAACUAAUGUGCUCUCUGAGGAUAAGUCAUCUGAAUCCUCACAAGAUGUACCUGAGCAGGUUGUGGAAGAUUCCGUUCCAGAAACACCAGAGAUACAGUCUGAUAAUUACUCCAUUUCGGAUGUAAAGUCAGAAUUACAGGUGCCAGUUACUGAAACUCCGGUAGCUGCACCAGAGCUUGAACCAGAAGUCAAGCCUGUUGUAAUUCAAGAAGCAGAGAAGAAAGAAGAAGAAAAGGCUGAACCUAUAGAGAUUAACACAGAAAACAAUUUAAAAUGAAAAUAAAUUAAUAUGGAUUUGUUACUGAUUGAACUCGUAAGCUUUUCACUGAUUGAACUCGUACUUAUAUUUUAGU